GGCGGGACAAGAUGGCGUCUGCGGGGGGCGGGCGGUACUUCUGCACAGCGGGCCGCGGGCUGGAGCCCUUCCUGGAGCGGGAGGUGCGGGCGAGGCUCGGCGCCACGGAGGUGGACUGCAUCUCGGGAAAGGUGUUCUUCAGCACAGGGGCGGGCCCGGCCGAGCUGAGGAAGCUCAAGUCUGGAGAGCGGCUGUUCUUGCUGCUCAAGAAGCACCCAGCGCUUGCGGUUUCUAGAAAUAAAGGGAAAAUGCUGCAUGACAUUAAAAGCCUUUUCAUUGAGGAGCCAACGUAUUGGCGGGACGUUAUCUCUAUUUGGAGAAACCUUCAUGGGUGUGAGGGUAAAAAGGAUGAUGUCUUUCAAGGAAACCCAUCGCCUCUCAAGAGAAAAUCAGAAGAGACAGAUACUGCACCUAAAAGGCAGAAAACAGAACAAGUGAGAGAGACUGUGUCUGAGGAACAUCAGACAGAAGCUGGAGAGAGGCGUGUGGUACCAGAUGACUGCCAGACUGCAAGCGAGACUUCCUUGGAAGCCUCUUCCAAAAGCAGUGGAGAGAAAGCUAUUGCAAAUGAGCAGCUUAACUUCAGUUUCAGAGUUUCUUGCCGUUGUAGUGGAGCAGUUGCCAAAGUACUUACGUCACAGGAGAUUGGAAGAGCCGUUGGUGUGACGCUCAUGAAGCAGUGUGGCUGGCGGGCUGAUCUGCGGGACCCUGAUGUAGAGAUCUUCCUACAUCUUAAUGAUGUUCAUUCUGUGGUGGGGAUUCCUCUUUUCAGGCUUCCUUUGGCAAACAGAGAGUACAUCAAGACAGCAGGACUGCGGUCAACAAUUGCAUGGGCCAUGGCAUCUCUGGCUGAAAUCAGUGCUGGUGCCUUUGUGUUGGAUCCCAUGUGUGGGCUGGGAACGAUACUGCUGGAAGCUGCCAAAGAGUGGCCUGAAGCCUGUUACUGGGGUGCUGAUAUAAGUGAUUCACAGUUAGAGGGCGCAGGUGUGAAUAUUAGGACUGCAGGCCUGGUGGAUAAGAUUGAAUUACUUAAAGCUUCUGUGAAAGCACUGCCAUUGCCUUCAGAAAGCUUCGACGCUGUGAUUUCAGAUAUUCCAUUUGGGAAGAAGUUCAAGAUCACAAAAGACAUAGAGGUCCUACCAGAUAUUCUCCAGGAAAUGGAGAGGUAUGUGUGGCCUUUGAUAUGCUUGGAGUUUGUGCUACUUUGUGUUGGAGGGACUAUUGUACUGCUGCUGAGCCAUGAUCUCCACAAGCGCGUGGAUGACAUUACCAAGUGUGCUGAACAUGACUCUCCUCGUGCCAUUUCUGAUGGCACAAGUGAAACCACCACUGCAAAAGCCCUGCAUGCUGAUGGAAAUUCUUCCUCCGUGGUGAAUGGUGUUCAAGAAUCCUUUCUCAGUAGGAGACAGACAUGUUUUGGAUCUCUGGUUCUAGAUGGUGUCUAUGGGGUUAGUCUUGGAAAGACAGAUGCUUUCAUAUACAAAUAUAAGAAGAUUUCUACUGCUGGGAAUCAGUAGCUUUCUUGCACUGUGCGUAAGUGAGCUUGAGCCCUCGUACACUUGAAAAGCAGCAUGGCAGUGAUGUGCUGGAACCCUGCUAAUCCAAACAAACCCUUGCAUUUGUUAGCUCACCUCACUUCCUUUGAAUGUCCAAUGGUGCUGCUUUUCCCUCUUUUUUUAGGAGAGGUGGAAGAUGCCUACUAGUGUUUCAAAUAUUUUUACUGUAAAAUGUUGUAAUGAGAUGAGAGGCCUCAUUGUUUAGGCAAAGAGUCUUGGUAUUGGGAG
This is a messenger RNA of Pezoporus flaviventris, 1784 nucleotides long. It is a transcript of the gene THUMPD2, whose product is annotated as THUMP domain containing 2. Gene Ontology annotation, biological process: tRNA methylation. The coding region runs from base 12 to 1517 and encodes 501 amino acids. Gene Ontology annotation, molecular function: RNA binding; tRNA (guanine) methyltransferase activity. NCBI's taxonomy places the organism in Eukaryota, Metazoa, Chordata, Aves, Psittaciformes, Psittacidae. The record is from RefSeq and is a predicted model, not a curated record. The transcript has 10 exons.